UUUAGAGAUCACACUUCGCAGUUCGCACUUCUCAGUCCGCUUUAUCAAAGGCUGGAUGGCGUCGCUACGCUAUUUUAAUCACGAUGUUGUAAAUUAAAUAUGGACUAAGUGUAUUAUAGUUUAGAUAUGGUAAUAUGUAAGUUAUAUUAUAUGUGAGAAGUGAUAAUUGUGGGAGAAAUGGAAGCUAAAACAACUGAAUGGCGACCGGGGCCAACUGUGUGCAGAUGUUGCCUCGCUGAAGGAUGUUAUAAGGACAUUUCGACGGAAUAUUUUUGGAUGGGAAAGCGAGAAGUUUAUGCGGAAAUGCUAUUGGAAACUUUCGAUUUGAAUAUUUCGUACUCACAAUCUGGUGGGCCGAACAGCAACAGUCGUCUGAUCUGCGAGCCUUGCAUCUCUAGAUUAAGGGAUGCAGCCGACUUCAAGCGUCAAGUCACUGAGUGCGAGCGGAGCUUCACACAGUACUUGGACCCAGUGGCUACGGAUGUUGACGUGGACUUGGGACUGGAGAAGGAAGUGAAGAUCGAGCGUGUCAAGGAUGAGAAGUCGAUGAGUGAUGAUGAGUUCGUUGCACCGGAGUUUGUCGAUGAUGAUGAUGAUGAUGAUGAUCUUGAUGACCAACCCUUAACGAAAUUAGCCAGCAAAAUACCCAAAAAGGAGUCUGUGGAUGUACUAGAUCUGUUGGACAAUGCCAAAGUCACUGAAAAGAGGAAAUCUUCUAGCAAAACGAAAUCAUCACCAGCCAAAAAGUCUAAACUGAAAAAGGAGGUCGCUAGUUCUAGCAAAGUGAAACCGGAACCGAGAAAAAAGAAAGAGGAAUGGUCGGAUCCCGCGAGAGGCAACGCCGGUACCAUAAUAAAAUGUACAACCGCUUACCCCUUCAGAGUGAAUGAUAAGUGCAUUGUGUGCGUUUACUGCCAGGAACUGUACGAUGAUCCGGAACUGUUCAGGCGGCAUAUGGAUGAUGAGCAUCCGACGUUCAACGUCAAAGUAGCCUUCCAUAACAUACCGAAAUUAGAGUUCAUUAAGGCUGACCUCACGGAGUUGAGAUGUAGGCUGUGCGAUGAUCGCUUCGACAGCUUAGAAGUCAUAGCGGAACAUCUGAAAAGUAAUCACAAUGAGGCUAUAGAUCUGAACGCCAGACUGGGCGUGAUGCCAUACGUUCUGAGAAAGGAUUUCUUUAACUGCGUCGUCUGCGGCAAGAACUGCCCUUCGUUGUUCCAUCUAAACAGGCAUACGAUAACCCAUUUCCUGAGUUAUGUCUGUCAUUUUUGUGGUAAAAGCUAUGUUGCGACAACAGGCCUGCUUCGUCACGUGCGCUCGAAGCAUCAGGAGUAUAAGGUGUCGUGCAGGCGAUGCGGCAAGGUCUUUCCUAAUAUGGAGGCCAAGGAGAGGCAUAGGAGAACGGAGAAGUCUUGCAUGGCGUACUGCUGUUCCAAAUGCCCGGAGAGGUUCCACGAUUGGAAGCUUCGUAAGCGCCACAUGGAGACCGAGCACGCAAAUAACGACCCCGAAAGGCGGAACGCUGAGUUAAUAAUAAAAUAUACAACAUCACUUCCGUUUCGAAUCAACAUCAACACUAUACUGUGCGUGUACUGCGGCGAAACCUUUGAGGAUCCUAAUUUGUUCAGGUCCCACAUGGAGCAAGAGCACACUAGUUUCCAUUUGGAUUUAACGUUUAGGCAUUUGACGAAAGCGGAAUUCGUCAAGGUAGACAUAUCGACCGUACACUGUAGGAUAUGCGCGAGAGCUUUCGAGAGUUUGGAACUUGUUGCUGCCCAUCUCAAGCUGGACCACAGGAUAGCGUUGCACAUGGAAUCGAAGAUUGGUGUUAUACCUUUCGAGCUGAAGGGUGACAAGGAAUGGAUUUGUUGCGUUUGCUCCAAGAAUGUACCUUCGCUAUUGCUGCUAAGCAAACACACGGUGUCGCACUUUCAGAAUUUUGUAUGUGAUCUUUGCGGGAAGAGCUACAUUUCUGCCACCGGUCUAUUAAAACACGUGAAAUCCAAGCAUCAUGACGAAUAUAAGGUACAUUGUAGACGAUGUCGAACCACAUUCUCAUCGCUGAAGGAAAAGAUCUGUCACCAGAGGACUGUUAAGCAUUGCAUGCCGCAUGUCUGCAUGGAAUGUCCAGAAAGAUUUCCCACUUGGGAGACGAAACAGCGCCACUUGGUCCAAGUUCACGGUAGAAGCAAGAAGUCCUACGCCUGCAGCCACUGCGACGUCAAAUACUCUGAUCGUCGAUCGUUCUACGAUCACUAUAAAAAAUAUCACACUAAAGAUUGCCUUAUCUGUAUACACUGUGGGUUGAAAUUCUCUUGCACCUCUAGGCUCAACCGUCACAUGGGCAAACAUACAUCGUAAUACAAGAGUUACAUUCUGUCUAAUGUACGUCACACACAUAUAUAUAUAUUUUGUUUUAUUCCUAUGGAAUUGAAAGUAUUGUAUUCUGUUAUAUUUGAAUAAAUACAUAAAAGUUU
Danaus plexippus (monarch butterfly) is the source of this 2477-nucleotide messenger RNA. RefSeq names its product zinc finger protein 555-like. Bases 178 to 2361 code for a protein of 727 amino acids. The record is from RefSeq and is a predicted model, not a curated record. Lineage: Eukaryota; Metazoa; Arthropoda; Insecta; Lepidoptera; Nymphalidae. The transcript has 6 exons. Gene Ontology annotation, cellular component: nucleus. Gene Ontology annotation, biological process: regulation of transcription by RNA polymerase II. Gene Ontology annotation, molecular function: DNA-binding transcription factor activity, RNA polymerase II-specific; RNA polymerase II transcription regulatory region sequence-specific DNA binding; zinc ion binding.